AUGGACCGCCGCAGCAUGUCGCCCAACCAUGGCUCAAACCCCGAGGGUUCUCCCUUCUUUAACGACGACUCGACACGGAUACAACUUCCCCAGAUCGUAGGAUACCUCGGCGAUCCCACGCCAUACGGACCCGUCAACAUCGCCGAGCCGAUGCCAAUUCGCAGCGAAGGUCUCCGCCCGAUGCCCACGUUCCCCCCGAUAGCCAGCCCCGAGUACAGCGAUUCCAACGGUCUGAGAACCCAUUUUCGAGAACAAUACACUCAACUUCGGCACGCGUAUCAGCUGCCAUUUCGAGAGCCGUCCGUCGGAGGCCGUCGGAUCAGGCCGACGCCACACCCGGAUCUACUCGAGCUGUGGCACGCCCAGUCUCUCGAAGGGCCCGCCAGAGAGACGCACGAUUCGUUCCCCGGACCUCUACAGCCGCGCCACAUCCUCCUAGGCGAAAGACCACCGUCACACAACGACGCAGAGCCGGCUCGGAGAGAGCCAUACACGCCACCGAACCGAGCUCCGGCGCCGCAACAGCAACAACAAGAACAGCUGAACCAGCAAGACAGGAUGCCGCACUUUGGCCCGCUGAGCGAGGGCUACCAUCUCCGGUCUCCGAUCCUUGCGCCGGCUCGACGGGGGGAAGAUUCGGACGAGUGGAGCGGGACGACGGCCGUCGGGUCGAACUGGUCGUGGGAGCGGAACAGGGGAGGGCAGGAGACCCUGGAUCUCGGCGAGCGAGCCGGAGGAGAAGCCCAGCGCGCUGCUCCGGAAGACUUUGAUACAAUCACGCGCUGGCCUAGCCCCGCGUCUUUUAGGGUGGCCUCCCCGAACCCGGGCCCGAACCCCGAAGGCGAAGAAAAGUCCGGUGAUAACGGCCCGCGUGCGGUUGGCGGGGAUGAGCCUCAAGGGCCGGGUGCUGCGACUGAUCAAGCUCGGACUACCUCCUCAGAGCAAGAGCAAGAGCAAGAGCAAGAACGAGAGCGAGGGGAAAGAGAUGUCGGAACGGAUCCUAUUACCCGGAACCCGGGACCUGUGGAUGGAGAGAACCACGGUACACCAGAACAUGAUGAGACAAACGUCGAGCAACCCGAGAACCGCGUCGACUCUCCUGGGCAGGCCGAAAACGUCGUUAGUCAGACGCGCAUCUGGAUCGAAGGGGACGUGCACAUUAUGUUCUCGUCCACCGACGGGUUCGAGCGGUGGCUGCAGGCGAUACCGUCGACAAACAUCCAGGGCAACGUAUACAUUCGCAUGAUUGGGCAAAAGCGAAAGCGGGGUGAAGAUUCGGAGUCCGAAGACGAGAGCUCCGAGGACGACGACGACGACGACGAUGAUGAUAUGGACGGGUAUGAAGUGACUUCUGAGGAUUCGUAG
Messenger RNA from Annulohypoxylon truncatum, 1365 nucleotides. RefSeq lists its product as uncharacterized. The record is from RefSeq and is a predicted model, not a curated record. NCBI's taxonomy places the organism in Eukaryota, Fungi, Ascomycota, Sordariomycetes, Xylariales, Hypoxylaceae. Bases 1 to 1365 code for a protein of 454 amino acids. The transcript has a single exon.